This is a messenger RNA of Penicillium diatomitis, 1266 nucleotides long. Its product is annotated as glycoside hydrolase family 18 protein. Gene Ontology annotation, molecular function: chitin binding; chitinase activity. The record is from RefSeq and is a predicted model, not a curated record. The transcript is spliced from 6 exons. Gene Ontology annotation, cellular component: extracellular region. The coding region runs from base 1 to 1266 and encodes 421 amino acids. NCBI's taxonomy places the organism in Eukaryota, Fungi, Ascomycota, Eurotiomycetes, Eurotiales, Aspergillaceae. Gene Ontology annotation, biological process: carbohydrate metabolic process; chitin catabolic process.
AUGCGCUUUUUCUUCUAUUUCAUCUUGAGCUGCUUUGUUACCGUUCAUAUCAAUGCCAUUUCACAGUCCUGCAAGACAUACCGGUCGGUGGCGUAUUACACGAACUGGUCUGUAUACGGAAGAAAGUUCAACCCCCAAGAUCUCCAGACGGAUCAGAUGACACACGUCCUAUACGCGUUCGCCAACAUCGAUCCAAAUACCGGAGGGGUAUAUCUUUCCGAUAAAUACGCUGAUGUUGAAAUGCAUUUCUCAACUGAUUCCUGGAACGAUCUUGGAAUAAAUGUCUACGGCUGUGUAAAACAGCUCUACCUUUUGAAGAAGAAAAAUCGUAAUCUCAAAGUCUUGCUGUCCGUUGGCGGGUGGACCUAUUCAUCGAACUUCAAAAAAGCACUUAGUACUGCAAGCGGUCGGGCGACUUUUGCAUCAUCCUGCACGGAUAUUGUGAAAAAAUACGGAUUUGACGGUAUUGAUGUCGACUGGGAAUACCCAGAAACGAGCGAUGAAGCUUUAAACCUCGUUGCCGCACUCAAGGAACUCCGUUCGACGAGUGCUGAGCCGAAUAUGCAGAGUCUGGAUCAGUAUGCAAGUUUAAAAGCCAACCAUUAUCGCUUUCUGAUCACAGUUGCAUGUCCAGCUGGGGCUAAAAAUUACCAAGCCCUUUAUAUUUCUGACAUGAGUAAAUACGUUGAUUUCUGGAACCUGAUGGCAUACGACUAUUCCGGAAGUUGGAGUCCGGUAGCAGGUCACACCGCGAAUGUUUACACAUCAACAGAGAUUGCUUCAAGUACACCUUAUAAUACUGAUCAGGCUAUUGAGUACUAUAUUUCACGAGGCAUCUCGGCAGAAAGCAUCGUUUUGGGCAUGCCGCUCUUCGGCCGUUCGUUCAUGCAUACAGAUGGGCCUGGUCACCCUUACCAAGGCGUGGGUGACGGGAGCUGGGAGAAGGGAGCGUGGGACUAUAAAGCCCUUCCUUUGGCCGGCUCGACGGUUCAUGAUCUCGAGCAACCGAUAGCCAGCUAUAGCUACGAUCCGUUGACUAAAAUGAUGGUGAGCUACGAUACACCAAAAACAGCCACACAGAAAGCGGACUAUGUGAUCAGAAAGGGCCUAGGCGGCGGAAUGUGGUGGGAAGCCAGCAGUGACAAAGAGGGCUCUGAAAGUCUGAUAGCUUCGGUGAUCAACAAAUUUGGAGGCGUGGACGCUCUAGAGCACGUUGAAAACCAGCUAAGCUACCCAGAAUCACCGUACGACAAUCUUCGGACCUAG